AUCCCAGCGGCGUCAUCCUCUUCCUUAUCACCAUCACUCAGGCUGAGUUAGCGGCGCGCCCAAGGAAGAAACGGAGAACGAAAACAAUGGCCGCCCUCCGCCACCUCGCCGGCGCCACCCACAACCACCGCAUCGCGGCCAACUCCUCCUCCCUCUUCGACCUCCAGCGGCCGCCUUCCUGCCUCGCCGCGGCGCGACCCCUCAGCCUCGCGCCCCUCCGCUCCCGCUUCACCCGGCUUUACGCGCUGUCCAGCAACGACAUCAAGGUGGGGUUCAACCUGGAGGUGGACGGCGCGCCGUGGAAGAUUCUUGAGUUUCUCCAUGUCAAACCUGGAAAAGGUGCCGCUUUUGUGAGGACAAAAAUGCGCAAUUAUAUCACUGGCAACACAGUUGAGAAAACCUUUCGAGCUGGAAGUACGAUCCAGGAAGCUUCUAUUUCAAAGGAAACCAAACAAUUCACCUACAAGGAUGGCUCCCAGUUUGUGUUCAUGGAUUUGACGUCCUUUGAAGAGAGCCGCUUAAACGAGUCAGAUGUUGGCGACAGGCAGAAGUGGUUGAAAGAAGGAAUGGACUGCACUUUGUUAUACUGGAAUGGACGGAUCAUUGAUUUUGAUCUUCCCAUCACUGUUAGGCUGACCGUAACCGAGGCUGAUCCAGGGCAAGGUGACAGUGCACAAGGAGGAACAAAGCCUGCAACUCUGGAAACAGGAGCUGUUGUCAAUGUGCCGUCUUUCGUUGAUGUAGGCGAUGAUGUUCUAAUUGACUCGAGAACCGGGCAGUAUAUGAGCCGGGCAUAGAGUGGAAGUGGAUACCAGAUGAGAUGCCAACAGUGAAGAGCUAGUUUUCUUGUCCCCCAAUUUUUGGUUUAAUUAUCCGUUCAAAAGUUCACAACAUUGUCUCUUUUUUUCGCAUUUAUCAUACUGGGACCAUCUACACCGGGCAUGAAAUUCUAUGGAAAAUUUCUGAACUGGGCCCC
Molecule: messenger RNA, 976 nt
Organism: Triticum dicoccoides
Lineage: Eukaryota; Viridiplantae; Streptophyta; Magnoliopsida; Poales; Poaceae
Product: elongation factor P-like
Exons: 7
Coding region: 87-797 (236 amino acids)
Biological process (GO): peptide biosynthetic process; translational elongation
Cellular component (GO): cytoplasm
Molecular function (GO): translation elongation factor activity
Source: RefSeq, a predicted model, not a curated record